Messenger RNA from Suillus discolor, 1296 nucleotides. RefSeq lists its product as uncharacterized. Bases 1 to 1296 code for a protein of 431 amino acids. The transcript is spliced from 6 exons. The record is from RefSeq and is a predicted model, not a curated record. NCBI's taxonomy places the organism in Eukaryota, Fungi, Basidiomycota, Agaricomycetes, Boletales, Suillaceae.
AUGGCGCAGGCUAUAACUGAGGUCUUCAUGACACAUGGCGCUUUGGUGACAGUCCUGUCACCAUUAAUCCUGUCGGCCGCUGCCGAAUUGCAGGAGCACAUGGACAGCGACAACUCUGGGAUCAGCAGCCUGCCUGUGUGGACACAGAUUCAAGGGGAUGAUCGCCGAAUUCAAGGCCAUCCCCUCUUCCCCGCCACACUCCAUUAUGAAAGUGACUCUCGGUCGCCGUCUCCUCAAGCCGGCCCCUCAAAAACUCCUGCCUUGCCUGCCAAAGAACGGGGGCGAGGAACUCACCACCCGGCGAUCUCCAAGAAGCAGCGUGGCAAGUCCAGAGCUAUCAUCACGACCGAUGAUGAGCUUGAUGAGGACUCUGACGAGGUGGCCCCACCGCCAACUAAACCCAAAGUUGCAGACCCACCAUCUCGCAAAACCGACCAGUAUGUAGAGGUCACUACCAAGGACAAGAUGGACGCCGAUGAAGAGCGCGUUAUCACGGUCGUGCUGAAGAUGGGUGCUAAGAAAAUCACCAACUUUUCAGGUGCCAUCUUGACAGAAGAUGAGUUCACCGAUACUUCAGCGCCCACAUGGGCUCCUCGCUGUGGCCAAUGUGUGGCCCGCGAUCUCAUCUGCUGUCAGGGCUUCAACAAGAAUAACAGCUGGACGUUGAAGGUUUGUGCGCUGUGCAGCCGCCUCAAGAUUUGUUGCGGUGGGAAAGGCUCCAAUCCUCCCUCAGCCAAAGGCAAGUCCUCGGCUGCCCGCCGAGCGCAUUCCCAGUCCCGGUGCCGCCCUUCGCCAAUACAAGAAGAUCCAGCUCCAGACGCCAGCCCGUUGGUCGAGGAAGAGCCGGCGCCUCCUGCAACCCCGGUGGCUGCCAAUCCCGAGUCGUCCCAAAUGCAGGAUGAUCCCGAGGCUGCCAGCCCAUCACCCAUCUUGCUGCCAUCCUGUGUUGCCCAUGAACAGGAAAUGGAAGCGCUGAAACUGGAAGUUGCCAGGCUUCGUUCGACCGUCAAAGUUCUGGUAGCUCAGGUGGUGGCAGGCGACCAGCUGCUACAAGCUGCAUACACGCGCUUGGAUGUGCAAGAUAACCGCACCGAUCUGCUUGCCGGCAGGAUCGCCGAUAUUUACCGCCUCGUCGAUCCGCCGUCCUCGGCGCCCCCCACAGAUAUCGCUGCUGAUGAGUGUCAUGACUUGGCUGCUGGUCCAGCCAAUGACAUGGAGGAUUCGGCAUGCUUGCCGAUUGUCAUCAAGACUCCUGAGGCAGAGGACUCUAAUGUUUCUGGUGAGCCGGCAAUGUAA